This is a messenger RNA of Phyllopteryx taeniolatus (common seadragon), 3724 nucleotides long. It is a transcript of the gene gas6, whose product is annotated as growth arrest-specific 6. Bases 378 to 2327 code for a protein of 649 amino acids. NCBI's taxonomy places the organism in Eukaryota, Metazoa, Chordata, Actinopteri, Syngnathiformes, Syngnathidae. The transcript is spliced from 15 exons. Gene Ontology annotation, cellular component: extracellular region. Gene Ontology annotation, molecular function: calcium ion binding. The record is from RefSeq and is a predicted model, not a curated record.
GCGAGAUGAAAAAGUGCGUGUCUGCAUCGGACAAAGUGAUGCAGCCUCGCUUGCACUCCUCGCAGUAACUCGUCGAGACACACACACACACACACACACACAGAAGUGCGAGGAGGAGGAGGAGGAGAGGAGCCAGAGGACAAAAAGUGCGGACAGCAAUGGUGACAAGCUAACCGCAGCGAGAGGAGGACGACGGCGGCUUAAGCAGUGAGAGACAUGCGGGGGGAGAACACGGCUGUUUAGCCUCCAACACACCCCAGCGGUCACUUACAAGUACCUGAAGUCCUGCUAACCUGUCAUUACGUUCGUAUUUACACCGCGACAAGAGACUUAAGACAAAAGUUGACGGUGUUCGGCGUGGACAGGGCGGCUACACGAUGCGUGUAAGCCGGACAAAGUGGCUCCCGUCGGCCGCGCUGCUAAUCCUGCUGGUCGCUCGUUGCUCCCCUAGUAGUAUCUCCCUGUCACACCAAAAGGCAAACCAGUUCCUGAGCAGACAGCGAAGAGCUAAUCAAGUGUUCGAGGAGACUAAGCAAGGACACUUGGAGAGGGAGUGUGUGGAAGAGAGGUGUUCCAAGGAGGAGGCCAGAGAAGUGUUUGAAAAUGACCCCGAGACUGACUACUUCUUUCCCAAGUAUUUAAAUUGUUUGGAGAAGUUUGGAGGUUCAGCAAAGAAGAAACAUGAUCUGAUCACAUGUGUCCACAACAUUCCAGAUCAAUGCUCCCCUUCGCCCUGUAACUCCAGAGGCACCGUGCGCUGCGAGGACAAAAAGGGUUCCUUCCUCUGUCACUGUUUUUCAGGUUGGACAGAGGCCUUUUGUGAUAAAGAUGUUGACGAGUGCAGCAAUAGGAACGGAGGAUGUGACCACGAGUGCAGCAACACGAUGGGGAGUUACCACUGCUCCUGUCAGCCAGGUUUCAUGUUGCGGGGACACCACAUGUGCGUUGACGUGGACGAGUGCAAAGACCUUGUUAACGCGUGCGGAUCGGCUCACUGUGAGAAUAACCAAGGAGGCUACGAAUGUCUGUGUGACCCUGGCUACGUUUUUGACAAUGGGAGCAAGAGUUGCGUGGAUGUAGACGAGUGUGAGGCAAGUGUGUGUGCGGAAGAAUGUGUCAACACUCAGGGGAGUUUCCGCUGUUUGUGUGACGGUCGUCAGGGCAUGAAGCUGGAACAGGACCUCAGGAGCUGUAAGGCUAUAACUCCUUGUAUCACAACGGCUCUAAAGAGGAACUCUCGCUCUCUCUAUCUGGGUCGCAUGUUCAACGGCUUGCCGGUGAUGAGGCUGCGCUUCCGCCGAAGGAUUAACACUGGUUUUUCUGCAGAGUUUGAUUUCCGCACCUACGACUCAGAGGGGGUGAUCUUCUUUGCCGGAGGUCACCUGAACAGCUCCUGGAUAGUGCUCGCAAUUCAUCACGGCAAACUGGAGCUGCAGCUGAAGUACGGCAUGGUCAGCAGGGUCACCAGCAGCGGACCCGUCGUCAACGAUGGCCAGUGGAGGAAGAUUUCGGUAGAAGAGCAGGGGCGGAGUCUUGUCAUCAAGAUUGACAGGGAGGCAGUCAUGAAGAUUGCGGUGAACGGUGAUCUGUUCACACUGAAGAAAGACAUGCAUGAGCUCAACCUGACUGUGGGAGGAGUCCCUUUUAAGGAAAGCAGCCUCGUUAGCAAGGUGAACCCUCGUCUGGACGGCUGUAUGAAAGAGUGGCGCUGGAUGACUGGAGAAGACCGGUCGAUGCAAGAAAGCAUAAUGACAAAUGAAAAUAUUCAGUGUUUUAGCACAGAGAAUCCGGGAGCGUAUUUCCCUGGCACAGGCUUUGCUCUCUUCAACAUCAGUUAUGAGUCACAGAACCUGAGUGUCCAGUUAACUCUUUAUCCAACUACUGCUAUCGGGGUGCUCUUCGCUCUCGUUCAUGAAGAUACUGUCCCUCUCUCCAUCUCUCUGGCUGACUAUCACCCUGGUACCGAUGAGUGGAGAGACUUUGUUCUGGUAACAGCACGAGGCAUGAUCCUUGCCAGCUCACCAGCGCCCCUCUGUGAUGGCGAGAGUCAUGAAAUCGAAGUGAAGAUCUCAGGCAACCGCACCCAGCUCUUUGUCGACGGGGUGCCUGGACGUAGCGAAGAUGCAGAGGUCGACCUUCUUUCUUCGUCCAGCACCUUCAUUGGAGGCCUCCCUGAUGUUCCCCUGGUUUCCACACUGGUGUCGGCGCCCUACAGCGGCUGUAUGAAGGUCACAGUGAACAGACAAACUCUGGACCUGGACCAGGCGAUCCAGAAACACAACGAAAUCCGCUCCCACUCCUGCCCCCUGCUGGAUUCAAACCAGUGACCUUGCACAGCGCUCUGCUAAAGCAAAUCCGGAAGCAGGAGAGAUUCUUUCCAGAAUAUUUAUAAGAUCAAGCCUUGAGUAGUGAGGAGACUUAUUAGAUUGAAAUGUCACAAAAUCUAAAGCAGGUGUUGUGGUCACCCUGUUCCUUUCUCUUGACUGACAAUAGUGCUUGCUGCCUGGAGGUACUAUAGCGAAGACAUUUUGCAUAUCUUAAAAAAAAAUAAUAAGUCGACAAUGUCCACUUCAUCGGUCAUAAAACAGCGGAUGAAAUUAUUCGUCUGUCACAUCACCUUAUAAGCCCUCAAGAAUAUGUGAGGCCCAGUCCACCUGGUGUUACAAAACAAAAGGUAGGCUGAAUAUCUUGUGGUCCUGUUUUGCUUGCUACAAUGUUAACGGUGACCCAAAGCAGCGUACUGUCCAACUUGAUUUUCAUCCACUUGUUUUGUUUAUUCUCGAAAUCCUUUGCACAUUGUUGCAGGUAGAUGUGGUAUGCAACAUGAAGCCAUAGUCACAAGUCACUCCACCUGCUCCAUGUCUACCUGCUACCUUAAAAAAAAAAAAAAAAAUCUACCUUGUGCCUACUUCAGCGCUCUAAAAACUGUGAUAUCUGUCACAGCUACAACACCCUGAUCUCUAAAUGACAGCCAACCCAAGGUGCACUUUUCAUUUCCGAUUGUGCACAGAGGCCUCAAAUCUUGUAUUUCAGAACCACCUUACUGCUAAAGACACCAUAACCUGGUCCGACAAUGACAGAUUCAUCACAGAAACCCAGGGAAGGAGGAAGAGGCUGAAUCUGCAAUAGAGAGAGGGCACUGUAUCCAAAGUAUCCUACAAGCUACUGAGAGGAAUACAAGUGCGCUGUAUUAUACUGAGUAUGUAAAUAAUGUGACUGUGCAAUGCUUUAUAGAAGGACAGAAACCCAUCAUACUAUAGGUUCACUGAGGUAAUCUUUGCAUCAAAGUUAAACAAAAAACUUAUAGUCUCAACUUGCUGUUCUUCAUCCCAAAUAGAGCUGUGAUUCUCUCAAAAACAUGAUUAAGAGCAAUAGUCAGAAACGUAUUAGAAUGUUACAAAUCAUUCUUUAAUUCUUCAUUUUGUAGGUGCUGAAUAAACCAAAAUACAGAAAAAACAAAGAAUGCGAGACUGGAGCAUUGUGUUUAUCCAAAGGGCUCCAGUGUUAUUUUGGCUUGUACCAUUUUAUAGGUUUCUCAUGAAUGAAUGCCAGGAUACCUGGAUACUUUUUUGUGCUUUUUUUUAAUUAUUUUUUUAAAUCAUGUGUUGUAAUUUUCAAUGAUUUUCUUUUUUUUAUCAGCUCAGUGUACAAUGCUACAAUUUUAAGUUUUAGUAGUCCUGGGUGAAAGUUGUAUUUAAAAGCAAAAUAAAGACAGUUCUAUGAG